AUGGUGAUUCCCAGCACCAGAAAGGGGCAUGCUGCAUCUCGUGACAAUUUUGGCAAUUCCAAUCAUCAUGGAGACGAGAUUGUGCAUCGUCUACACAAUGGCAGACGUUCAGAGGUGGAAGAAGUGAAGCCGGAUCUUGUUUCGGGGGCUGGUGAUACGGUGAUCAAGUUGAACAUUGGAGGAACUUCAUUCAGAAUCAGAGUGGCUAGUAUAUUCGCAAGAUCUGCGGAUGAGAAAUUGUCCGCGUUUGCUCAGUUGACUCAUGAACAGAGACUCCAAGCUUGUGAUGCAUUUCUCAUGCCCCAAGAAGAGUACUAUUUUGAAAGGUCUGCUAUCCUCUUCGACUCGAUUUUCAAAUACUACAUAUCGGGCCAACUGCACCGACCGCUUGAUGUAUGUCCCACAGAGUUUGCCACAGAACUUGCCUACUGGAAGAUAAACGACGGACUUAUGUCCAACUGCUGCUGGAGAGGAUACAAUAUGAGCGCAUCACUCGAGGAACUCGUUGCGCCAAAGGAGAAAAAAAUCGAGCUACACGAUCGCUCAUUGCGGUCACGAAUUCAUCAGUUCUGCGAAGGGGACGGGUCACUAUUCUCGACAUUGUUCACCUUUGGAAGUAUCACAUUUGUGCUUAUCAGUGUAAUCGGAUUGGUUCUGGGAUCCAUUCAUGAGUUGCAGGUCCCAAUUUACAAAACAGGCGGAAAAUCGGAAAGAAUCAGCAACUGGACGAUUGUGGAAAAUGAGAACGUUAUCUGGGAGCCACAUCCGAUUUUUGGUUACGUUGAAACUAUUUGCAUCAUCUGGUUCACGGUUGAGUUUGUUGUUCGUCUCGCUGUUACUCCGAACAGAUUCCAAUUCUUGGUGGGGAUCAUGAACAUUGUUGAUAUGAUCGCCAUUAUUCCAUUUUAUCUCGAGUUGGGUCUCGCAUUGUUUGGAAUUGAUGUUGCUAGUCUUAGUGAUAUCAAGGGAGCAUUAUUGGUGGUCCGAGUACUCCGUGUUCUUCGUGUCGUUAGAAUUUUGAAGCUCGGACGGUACUCAUCUGGAAUGCGUACAUUCGCGUUGACCCUGAAAAGUUCUGCUCGUCAGUUGGGGAUGAUGGGAAUGGUUCUUUCCACUGGAGUUGUCUUCUUCUCCACUCUUCUCUAUUUCGUUGAGAAAGACGAAAAAGAUACUCCAUUUACUUCUAUCCCAGCUGCGUUCUGGUGGGCAAUUGUGACAAUGACUACUGUGGGAUACGGUGACUAUGUGCCCGUGACAGUUCCUGGAAAGCUAAUUGCAAGCGGUGCCAUCAUUAGUGGAGUCUUGGUAUUGGCUCUUCCUAUCACUAUCAUUGUUGAUAACUUUAUGAAAGUGUCCGGAAAUGUGAAUGCCAACAUCUUCUCAUCUGCAAACCAACGACCCAUUGAUGUUCCGGAAUGA
Messenger RNA from Caenorhabditis briggsae, 1419 nucleotides. It is a transcript of the gene Cbr-kvs-1, whose product is annotated as Protein CBR-KVS-1. The record is from RefSeq and is a predicted model, not a curated record. The coding region runs from base 1 to 1419 and encodes 472 amino acids. Gene Ontology annotation, cellular component: voltage-gated potassium channel complex; membrane. Gene Ontology annotation, biological process: protein homooligomerization; potassium ion transmembrane transport. The transcript is spliced from 11 exons. Lineage: Eukaryota; Metazoa; Nematoda; Chromadorea; Rhabditida; Rhabditidae. Gene Ontology annotation, molecular function: delayed rectifier potassium channel activity.